Molecule: messenger RNA, 1467 nt
Organism: Dovyalis caffra
Lineage: Eukaryota; Viridiplantae; Streptophyta; Magnoliopsida; Malpighiales; Salicaceae
Source: the annotation of a GenBank genome assembly
AUGAUUAAAAUUCCAUAUUUGACCGCAUUGAGUACCUACUUCAGCUACGGAUUACUCUUCGCUUUUGGCCAAUUCCGUGAUUUCUUUCGUAAAAUCUUCGAUUGGUGGCACUCUAGCAAUCUUCAGGGUUAUGCACCUAUCUGUUUAGGACUCGAAGACUUCUACAUUCGUCGCUUAUAUCUUCGAAUUCAGGAUUGUUUUGGACGGCCGAUAUCGAGUGCGCCGGAUGCGUGGUUUGAUGUUGUCGAGCGUUACUCCAAUGACAAUAACAAGACAUUGAAACGGACUUCGAAGGUAACUAGGUGUCUUAACUUGGGGUCGUAUAAUUAUCUUGGGUUUGCUGCAGCUGAUGAGUAUUGUACGCCUCGUGUUAUUGAGACAUUGAAGAGGUUUUCACCAAGUACUUGCAGUUCUCGUGUUGAUGGAGGAACUACAACAUUGCAUAAGGAACUGGAGGAAUGUGUUGCAAACUUUGUUGGGAAGCCAGCUUCCAUAGUUUUUGGCAUGGGCUAUGUCACAAACUCUGCCAUUCUACCCGUUCUGAUGGGAAAGGGAGGGUUGAUAAUUAGCGAUUCAUUGAACCACAAUUCAAUUGUCAAUGGUGCUCGAGGUUCAGGAGCAACAAUUCGGGUUUUCCAAAACAAUACACCGUCUCACUUGGAGGAAGUUUUGAGACAGCAAAUUGCGGAGGGCCAACCAAGGACACAUAGGCCUUGGAAGAAGAUAGUUGUCAUCGUGGAGGGAAUUUACAGUAUGGAAGGGGAACUCUGCAAACUUCCAGAGAUUGUUGCAGUAUGCAAGAAAUAUAAGGCAUAUGUUUACUUGGACGAGGCUCAUAGCAUUGGAGCAGUUGGGAAAACAGGAAGAGGUGUUUGUGAACUCUUAGGAGUGAAUACAGCUGAUGUCGAUGUUAUGAUGGGAACUUUUUCGAAAUCGUUUGGAUCUUGUGGUGGUUAUAUUGCUGGAUCUAAGGAGCUAAUCCAAUAUCUUAAGUACACUUGUCCAGCUCAUUUAUAUGCAACAUCAAUAUCCCCUCCAGCUGCUCAACAAAUUAUAUCUUCCAUAAAGGUUAUUCUGGGAGAGGAUGGUUCUAGUAGAGGGGCUCAAAAACUUGCAAGAAUACGUGAAAAUAGCAACUUUUUCAGGUCAGAACUGCAGAAAAUGGGUUUUGAGGUUCUAGGAGAUAACGAUUCACCAGUGAUGCCCAUAAUGCUUUACAAUCCAGCAAAAAUCCCUGCAUUUUCUCGGGAGUGUCUAAAGCAGAACAUUGCUGUUGUGACGGUUGCUUUUCCAGCUACCCCUCUACUUUUGGCAAGGGCACGUAUUUGCAUAUCUGCCUCUCAUACCAAGGAAGACCUUCUCAAAGCAUUGCAGGUUAUCAGUCAAGUUGGUGACCUUGUUGGCAUAAAGUACUUCCCUGCUGAUUCUGAAAAGCAACAUCAGGAGCAAGGUGCAAUCAAGUUGUAA